Messenger RNA from Gymnogyps californianus (California condor), 2076 nucleotides. It is a transcript of the gene TBPL2, whose product is annotated as TATA-box binding protein like 2. Lineage: Eukaryota; Metazoa; Chordata; Aves; Accipitriformes; Cathartidae. The record is from RefSeq and is a predicted model, not a curated record. The transcript has 7 exons. The coding region runs from base 6 to 986 and encodes 326 amino acids. Gene Ontology annotation, biological process: DNA-templated transcription initiation. Gene Ontology annotation, molecular function: RNA polymerase II general transcription initiation factor activity; DNA binding.
CGCCCAUGGACGGCGCGUCGCCGCUGGAGCGGUACCUGGAGCAUUGCGGCGGGCAGGAUGACCCCUCAGCUAGCCCUCAGCUGUUUACUCCCAUGAGUCCUUAUGAUGUAGACCUUCCAAUUCAAACAACCGAAGAUGUGCUGUUCGGUUCUCAAUUUAAUCAGCCCAAAGAGCUUCCUACAGACUUCUCCUCUGUGGAUCUCAGCUUCCUUCCAGAUAUUACGCAAGAUAACAAAGAACAAAAUCUAUCUGAAGAUGGUCAUGAAAUGCAAAAAGAGCUUGAUGGGUCAAUAUCAAGAAAUGAGGACAGCAGCAGCUUCAUGGAUGAAAGCAGUUUGUCCUAUCCAGAUGCAACUCAACCAUCUCCUGAAGCAUCUGGUGUGUGUCCUCCUCUGACACCGAUGACUCCUAUGACCCCAGUGACACCUGCAUCAGAGAGCUCUGGCAUAGUUCCUCAGCUACAGAAUAUAGUGUCGACUGUAAACUUGGCUUGUAAACUAGAUCUGAAGAACAUAGCUCUGCAUGCCAGAAAUGCAGAGUAUAACCCAAAGAGGUUUGCUGCUGUGAUCAUGAGAAUCAGGGAACCACGAACAACAGCCCUCAUCUUCAGUUCAGGAAAAAUGGUCUGCACAGGAGCAAAAAGUGAAGAGCAAUCACGGCUCGCAGCCAGGAAGUACGCACGCGUGGUGCAGAAGCUUGGGUUCCCUGCCAAGUUCCUGGACUUCAAGAUACAGAAUAUGGUUGGGAGCUGUGACGUGAGGUUCCCCAUCCGGCUGGAAGGCUUGGUUCUCACUCACCAGCAGUUCACCAGCUAUGAACCUGAACUAUUUCCUGGCCUUAUUUAUAGGAUGGUCAAACCAAGGAUAGUGCUGCUUAUCUUUGUGUCUGGAAAAGUUGUACUGACUGGAGCAAAAGAGCGUUCUGAAAUCUAUGAGGCAUUUGAGAACAUCUACCCCAUUCUAAAAGGUUUCAAGAAAGCAUCAUAACAUGGCCCAUAAAGCAACUAAGAAUAAUACAUGGGUUUGUACUACUAUGCAUGGAACAGAAGCAAGGGUAUUCCUGGACCCAAUCGUACAGUUGUGGCUUAUUAAGCCAAUGAUGUUAUUCUGAAUGCUGUAAGUGCUGAUGCCUUUCUACAGUUUGUGAAAUGGUUUUUUGCUUUCAGAUUAGCUGUCUGUAACCCACUUGAGUUCUGACAACUUCUGUCAAGCUGAAAAACUUGCCAAAUGAAUGUACUUUUAAUAGAAUGCAUAUUAAGGUGGCACUUAAGUAUUUUGUAAUCGAAACCAUGUGUCUCUUUUCCCCUGUUGAACAGGUGAAUCAACACUGCGCUUCAAACUAGCUUUAUCAAAACCCUCAGCUUUAAGUGUACUGAAACCUAGCUCCUGUGAUGUUGUAUUUUCAUGUUUAAAUUCAAAAUAUAUUUUUGUCUACAAUAUAGCUUACAAAAUCCAGCAUGGCUUGAAUUCAGUGUUUUGAAGACAGUGAUUGCAGAGGACAUCUGUUGAAUCCCUCUGAUCCUACUGGUUGGAUAAACUCUUGUGUGUAAUGGUGUUGGUACUCCUUUUACAGAGAAGACAUUCAAGGCCUCUGACAGUGCUGGAACAUACCUAGAAAGUCUGUGGGUGGAUGGGUAACUAAGCAAAUUAUCUAAUGUGUCAUGACACAAAUUAGAUUUUAACAAAAUGGUACCCACUUGUAUUACUGAAGUCCCCUCAGAUGAUGGGAGUUUGUUGCUUGGCCCAGACAAAAACAUGUUGAUUAGGAACUGCCUUUAAAAUCGACUUGAGGAAAACACAGAAAGUCUUGGAUGCUCAAGACUUAAUUAUCUGGGUUAUUUAACCAGAGUUCAGCCAAUGGCACUACAUCAAAUUUGGUAAUUUUGCAGCUAAAACAAUGGGGUUCUUGUACUUUGUUUUAUCUCCAAGUGAACUCAAGGCUUCCUUUGCAAAAGGUGUCAUGCUCAGACUGGUGAUGUGACUAGGAACAGCGUAAAGAUUAUCCCUUGACUGUUCCGGUACCUUCUAUGAUUCUCUGGAAGCAAGUUUUUUUUUUCCAGAAUGUGACUUUGGUGCU